AUGACGAUGUCAACAUGGUUCGCGUGGCUAAAAAACAUCCAAAAUAUCACGUGAGUACUUCGCAAAUUUCAUAUUCAUCCCGUGAAUUUAAACUUGAAAUAUUACAGAAACUACAACAAAAUCUUCAAAAAUGAUGAUUUUGGCAAACACCUUGGUUUUGGAGACUAUAUAGGACACUGGCAAAAGUCCGGAAAUCAAAUCAACUUCCAACUGGCAUCGAAGAAAUCACCCUCGUCGUCUCCAGUCGGAGCCUAUCUCCACAAUCAUGCCUUCAUCUUCAACAAAAUCCCCUGCUCCAGAAGUCUCGACAUCACCAAUUUCUUCACCGCGGAGAUUAAUUUUAAUUUUUCUUGUUGUUCAUUAUUUAUUAAUUAA
Molecule: messenger RNA, 375 nt
Organism: Caenorhabditis angaria
Lineage: Eukaryota; Metazoa; Nematoda; Chromadorea; Rhabditida; Rhabditidae
Source: the annotation of a GenBank genome assembly